AAAAUCAAGAACCAUGUCUGAGGAUCCGCUCAUCGCACCAAUUUCAGCUUUUGUAACGAAAUGCAUGAAAGAUUACGAUCCAAGCCAUAAUCCAGCGCAUAUCAAUCGCGUUGUGAAUCUUGCAUUGCGAAUCCUCCAGUCUGAAGAGGCCAAAACGCCCAAGCCCAUAGACAAACUCACCGUCCACCUUGCGGCCCUACUGCACGAUAUCAGCGACAGGAAGUAUCUUCCCCAAGAUUCAGAGCAGGACGCAAAUACAAUCCCCCCGCACAAACUAGUCGAGUAUAUCCUCCUCAAGCAUGGCGCUGAUGCGACCCUGGCCCAGCGCGUACAAACGAUUGUUUCGCAUGUCUCGUAUACGACGGAGUGUAAAGACCCGUCAGCUAUAAGGCGGUUGAUUAAGGAUGAAGGGCUGGUUGAGCUGGCGAUUGUGCAGGAUGCAGAUCGGCUGGAUGCGCUGGGCGCUAUUGGGAUCGGACGGUGCUUUACGUUCUUGGGUGCGAAAGGAAGGGAUAUGUUAAAGGAGGGUGAGGAGUGGGAAAUGGAGAAUUCGAUAAGGCAUUUUGGCGAGAAAUUGGAAAGAUUGGAGGGAAUGAUGAAGACGGAGACAGGGAAGAAGAUGGCUAGGUCCAGGACGGAGAGGCUGGUGGAAUUUCGAAGGUGGUGGGAGGAGGAGAUUGGGGAUAUUUCUUCUAACUGAGAUUGCGUGGACUAUUCUCGUCUAUUCUCACAGGUAUGUAGAUAACAUGCGCACCAAAGAAAACAAAAUGAAUGUAGAGCUCGUCAGGCCAGUGUUGAACGAAACAGCGCUGUCGUGCAGAUUA
Aspergillus nidulans FGSC A4 is the source of this 824-nucleotide messenger RNA. RefSeq names its product HD domain-containing protein. The record is from RefSeq and is a predicted model, not a curated record. The transcript is spliced from 2 exons. Bases 14 to 700 code for a protein of 228 amino acids. Lineage: Eukaryota; Fungi; Ascomycota; Eurotiomycetes; Eurotiales; Aspergillaceae.